AUGAACGGUUUCAGCCGUAUUCGAUCAACAUUGCGUCGCACGAUUUUCUCAUCAAAUGGAGCCAAUACAAGUCCGAAUACAGCACGGCGUGAAGAUUUUCCCAUAUUGAGUCGUCAUUUAUCAUCCUAUGAACGUUUCGAUUUAUCAACGGGUAGUCAAGGAGCAUCAACAGCAUCUUUACAAAAUAUAAAUUCCAUUAAUAACUCAUUACCACAUGCGCCAGUUAUUGAAACAACCAAUGAAGGAGUUGAAUUUCUAUCGCAUAAUUCUAAACGGACUCUACGUACAAUACCAGGAGUAUUUUGUCCUAUUGCUUUAUCAAUGUUUUCAAUAUCAUUAUUUAUGCGUAUUGGUUUUGUUGUUGCAUAUGCUGGAAUUCUACAAGCAUUACUACAGCUUGGUCUCUGUUUUCUUAUACUUUUUUGUACGUUAUUAAGUGUUUGCUCAUUGGCAACAAAUGGAGCUAUUGAAGGUGGUGGCGUCUAUCAUAUGAUAUCGCGAGCAUUGGGACCGGAAUUCGGUGGAUCAAUAGGCGUUCUUUUUUUCUUUGCGAAUGUUAUCGGUAAUGGUCAAAGUGUUGCAGCUCUUGUUGAAGCUUUAGUCGAUAGCUUUGGACCAGGAAGUAAAGCAAGCGCUUUUCAAGAUUCUCAUUGGUGGAGAUUUUUAUAUGGAACAAUAAUUAAUAUUAUAAGUCUUAUCACGUGUUUGUUUGGUUCAUCAUUAUUUUCUAUGGCAACAUUUUUUAUAUUUAUUCUUGUUAGUUUUGUUUAUCUUAUGGUUGUCGUUUCAUUUUUCGUCAAAGGUUCACAAGAUGUAAUCAUACCAAAAGUUAAUGCAUACGCCUAUGAACAUCCUCCAUACGCUAUAAAUGCAUCUGACUUUCUCUAUGGACAUUAUACAGGUUUUAGUGCUGCAACAUUUCGAGAAAAUACCUAUGCUAACUAUACUAUUGAUUAUACAACUGGUGAUGUAAUGAAUUUUGCGACUGUUUUCGGUGUACUCUUCUCGAGUAUAACUGGUUUAUUGGCUGGAGCUAAUAUGUCAGGAGAAUUGAAGCGACCAAGUCGAAGUAUUCCAAUUGGUUCUAUUGCUGCUAUAUUUUUUGUAUUUUUUAUAUUUAUUACUGAAACAUUACUCAUGGCAGCGACCACCGACCGUUAUACAUUGACUAACAAUUAUUUAUUUUUACAAGAUGUUAAUAUUUGGGCACCAUUUGUAAUUAUUGGAAUCAUAGCUGCAGUGUUUUCCGCUUGUUUAUCUGGACUUAUUGGUGCAUCGAGAAUUUUAGAGGCACUAGCAGUAGAUGAAAUUUUUGGGUCAGUACUUAGUUGGAUUCGUGCUGGAACAACUCGUCACGGUAAUCCAUGGGCUGCUGUUAUAUUUACGUUUAUACUCGUGCAAUUAACUUUAUUCAUUGGUUCAAUGAAUAAAAUUGCACCGAUUGUAACCAUAUUUUUUCUUCUUGCCUAUUUUGCGGUUAAUUUAUCCUGUUUGGCACUUGAUUUAGCAUCGGCGCCAAACUUUCGACCAACAUUUAAAUAUUUUUCAUGGCAUACUGCUUUACUAGGUGCUGUAGGAUCGAUCAUCAUGUGUUUUAUAGUAUCCGCUGCUUAUGCUUCUAUUGCUAUUGGAAUUUUAAUCGGUUUUAUUUGUAUGCUACAUUUAAGAGAUUUCCCCCGAGCUUCAUGGGGUUCAAUUUCACAGGCUCUUAUAUUUCAUCAGGUUCGAAAAUAUCUUCUGCUACUUGAUCCACGUAAAGAACAUGUGAAGUUUUGGCGACCACAAAUGCUAUUGCUUGUUGCUAAUCCACGUUCAUCUAUUAAUCUAAUUGAUUUUGUUAAUGACAUGAAAAAAGGUGGCCUUUUCAUAUUAGGUCAUGUUAAAACAGGACAAAUGGACACUGGCUCAGCUGAUCUUUGUUCACAAGAAUAUCCCUAUUGGGUUGCAUUAAUAGAUAAUAUGAAAAUCAAAGCAUUUGUUGAUAUGACAUUGGCACCAACGAUUCGCGAUGGUGUGCUACAAUUAAUGCGAUUAUCAGGAUUAGGUGGUCUUCGUCCAAACACGGUUAUUCUUGGCUUUUAUGAUAGCGCUUUGCCCGAAGAUAAAUUACGUAAUCGUGCAUUCUUUAAACGACGUUGGCUUAAAUCUAGCACACCUGUCAAUCCAAUGACUGCACCAACCUUUCAUCAACAACCAAUAAUUCAAUCGGGUGUUAUGGAAGGUGCUAGUACGAUAACAUUGCAUUCUUUUAAUAGUUCAGCUGCAAUCAAUGGCAAUGAUAUGUUUCCUAUAUUUAAUUUUGGAGAAUUACGCCAGGAAGACGAAGAUAAAGAACUUGAUGUUUAUUCCUAUGUUCAAAUUAUCAAAGAUGCACUUAAUCUAAAUAAAAGUAUAUGUCUGGCACGAAAUUUUCAUCAACUACAAAAAGAUGAUAUUGAAGUAAAUAAACGAAAAGUUUUUGUCGACAUUUGGCCAGUUAAUUUUAUCUUUCCGGAAACUUCCACUCAAUUCGAUGUUACAUGUCUUUAUAUGCUUCAAUUAGCUACAAUUCUAUCGAUGGUCAAACCAUGGAAAACCCGUGCUACACUUCGUGUUUUUCUAUGCAUUGAUGCAAUCAACGACAAUGCACUUCGUACUCAACAACAUCUCGAUGAACUACUCAGUCAACUUCGUAUCAAUGCUCAAACACGAAUGAUCGCUUGGGAAAAUGUAACAAGUCUAUUAAAUAAUACAUCAACAAUAAACGAUAGCGCAGCAACAAUACCAGUCGAACAACAAGCAACAACAACAGGGAUCGCAGCGGCAACAACAAACUCAUUUAUUGACAUAAGCGAUGUUUAUGUUCGCGGUGUUAAUGAACUUAUUCGACAACAAUGUGACAGUACAUCAUGCCUCUAUUUAUAUUUACCUCGGCCACCGAAAGAUAAAAACCUUUCGCCACGCUAUAUGCGCGUUCUCGAUCUAUUGUCACAUGAUCUGCCACCUGUUAUGUUUGUACAUGGUGUUUCAUCUGUGACAUGCACUCAAUUAUAA
Molecule: messenger RNA, 3033 nt
Organism: Rotaria socialis
Lineage: Eukaryota; Metazoa; Rotifera; Eurotatoria; Philodinida; Philodinidae
Source: the annotation of a GenBank genome assembly